Messenger RNA from Lactuca sativa (garden lettuce), 1084 nucleotides. RefSeq names its product LOB domain-containing protein 30. Lineage: Eukaryota; Viridiplantae; Streptophyta; Magnoliopsida; Asterales; Asteraceae. Gene Ontology annotation, cellular component: nucleus. Gene Ontology annotation, biological process: positive regulation of DNA-templated transcription; hormone-mediated signaling pathway. The record is from RefSeq and is a predicted model, not a curated record.
GGUAUAUCGCAUGUUUGCUUCACGCAAGCACUCUAAUCUGGUUUUUGCUUCUUCUGGCGUGCCUUUAAAGUCUCCAUUUUCUCCUUAAAACCCCCAUUUCUCCCCUUUUCCUAGAGCACACAGAUUCACCAAAGCAUAAAUCUACUCUCUUUAUCUCUUCCAUGCCCUAAUUUAUUAAUCUGUGAAACUGAGAAUAUUGGUUUCAGGAAAUGAGCGGAAAUACUAGCACUAGCAGCACCGGUGGCGGUGGCGGUGGUGGACCAUGUGGAGCUUGCAAGUUUUUGAGAAGAAAGUGUGUGGCAGAGUGCAUAUUCGCGCCAUAUUUCGACUCCGAGCAAGGAGCCACCCAUUUCGCGGCGGUGCAUAGGGUUUUCGGUGCCAGUAAUGUCACCAAACUCCUCCUGAAUAUUCCGGUUAACAAGCGCCUCGAUGCCGUCAUCACCAUUUGUUAUGAAGCUCAAGCUAGGCUCAGAGAUCCUGUCUAUGGAUGUGUUGCUCAAAUCUUUGCCCUUCAACAACAGGUAGCAAGUCUACAAACUGAGCUCUCUUAUUUCCAAGCACACUUAGCAACCCUAGAGGCGGUGGCACCUCCACCACAACCACCACCUCCUCCACCACCGCCACCACCCCAUUUACAAUUCACACGGGCGGGAUUAUCCAUAAGUGACCUCCCAACAACCACAUCCACAUGCAUCCCCACUACCUACGAUUUAUCAUCACUUUUUGAACCAACAACACUAAAACCUUCUUCAUGGACCAUGCAACAGAUGUGUCCCCAUCAUGAGUUUAGCAGCUGUAACACCAUAGCUCCGCCGGCUGACAUGCAACCAUCACAGAACAACGACGUUAAUCUUCAGGAGUUGGGUAAAUUUGUGGCUGUGCCAUGUAGUAGUGGGACAUCAUUGCCACCGCAUGGUAGAGGAGAUGAGAUAGUAUGACUUUUAUUUUGAUUGUAUUAAUUUCAUCAUUUAAUGGAAUUAUGGCAGUAAUUAUUAAUUAAUGUACAUUGUAGUUUAUUUGUAACGCAUCUUACUUUUAUUUGUUAAGAUCGAUUGUAGUAAACUUUUGUUCGAAAGUCGGAUAA